AUGCCAGAACUAGGAGAACUGAAUGAUACUGAGAUAACCGAAUUUGUCCUCAUCGGAUUCUCAGGGAAACCCAAGACAAGGAUGGGCUUAAUGAGCUUCCUGAUCUUAUCCUAUCUGGUGACAACAAUUGGAAAUGGACUCAUAAUCUUGGUAUUCAUAGCUGAGCCUCGGCUCCACAACCCAAUGUACUUUUUCCUUUGCAAUUUGUCCAUACUUGAUAUCUGUUAUACUACAACUUCAGUCCCUCAAGCUAUUGUCAACUGCUUGGUGGACAGACCCAUCAUGUCCUUUAACAUGUGCUAUCUUCAAAUGUACAUUGGCUUAUACCUAGGAUCAACAGAAUGUUUCCUGUUGGCUGUCAUGGCUUAUGACCGGUAUGUUGCCAUCUCUACUCCCUUGCGUUAUACGAUGAUCAUGAACUGGAAAGUGUGCACCGCACUGGCAGUUGUCUCAUGGGUGGGUGCCUUCAUGUUAUCUAUAGUUCCUUGUCUCGCUAACCCAGCACAUUUCUGUGGGCACAAUGAAGUGGAUCAGAUAACAUGUGAGCUCACAGCUCUCAUGAAAUUGGUUUGCUCGGAUGACACUGUGGGCCAACUUGUCAUGUAUUUUACAGGUAGCUUCACUCUUCUUGUCCCCUUCUCUUUUAUCCUCUUUUCCUAUUUAUGUAUUAUCGUGGCCAUUCUAAGGAUCCAUACAUCAGGUGGGAGGUGGAAAGCUUUCUCAACCUGUGGAUCACACUUGACUGUGGUUUGUAUCUACUAUGGAACAUGCAUAUCCACGUACCUGAAACCUCAGUCUAAGGUCACAAAAGAAAAAGACAAAAUUGUAAGUGUGAUUUAUGGAACCGUGGUCCCUCUGUUAAACCCUUUAAUCUACACAUUGAGAAACCAAGAGGUGAAAGGUGCUCUCAAAAGGCUGACUGGAAAGAAACUGAGAUCUUAG
Messenger RNA from Rhineura floridana, 942 nucleotides. Its product is annotated as olfactory receptor 13H1-like. The transcript has a single exon. Bases 1 to 942 code for a protein of 313 amino acids. Gene Ontology annotation, biological process: G protein-coupled receptor signaling pathway. Gene Ontology annotation, cellular component: membrane. The record is from RefSeq and is a predicted model, not a curated record. NCBI's taxonomy places the organism in Eukaryota, Metazoa, Chordata, Lepidosauria, Squamata, Rhineuridae. Gene Ontology annotation, molecular function: olfactory receptor activity; G protein-coupled receptor activity.